This is a messenger RNA of Oryzias latipes (Japanese medaka), 2242 nucleotides long. Its product is annotated as nuclear factor 7, ovary-like. Gene Ontology annotation, molecular function: protein binding; zinc ion binding. Lineage: Eukaryota; Metazoa; Chordata; Actinopteri; Beloniformes; Adrianichthyidae. The record is from RefSeq and is a predicted model, not a curated record.
CUCAACUCUCGUCACUUACACAAUUGAUAAACUCGAGGUCAGACACUCUGGAAAAGUUAAUUAGCGGCAACUCCAGAGAGAUCUCUGAGAUGAAAAAAGCUGUGCAGGAGAACUCCAUGCAAAUCUCAGCUGUAAAAGGCUCCGUUGAUGUCGUUUGUACUGAAAUUAGUGACAUGAAGAACAGAGUGAUCCACGCUGAGGCACAACUGGAGAAAUAUAAAACAAUCGUGGAAACACAGGAAAAAAGGAUCUCCCAGCUGGAAAGCUACUCCCGCCGCUGGAAUCUGAAACUUCGCGGUUUGGCUGAGAAAGAAAAUCAGAACGUGCGGCAAGAAGUGAUCCAGAUCUGCCAGUCUGUUCUACCGGAGGCGAAAGACAAACUCCCCGAUGUUGUGGAUACGGUGCACAGACUCGGCCCGAAGAGACCGAACAACAACCAACCGAGAGGGAUCAUCAUCCAGUUUACUGCGAGGAUUCACCGCGAUGCUGUCUGGCGCGCUGCAAAGAAAUCUGGCUUCCUGAAAGAACACAACCUGAGGAUGUCGGAGGAUCUGUCUGCUGAGGACCGCGAACGGAGAAACCAACUGUGGCCGGCCGUGGAGAAAGCCAGGAGGGAGAACAAGCUGGCGUUCUUUGUUGGAGGACGUGCCUUUGUGAAUGGAACUCAGACGCCACUGAAGUUCUUUAAAUCUCUGCUGGAAAAAAAAGACUUGUGGAAUAUUUUCAUCCUGAACUUCAAGACAGAAGCUGGUGAGUCUGAAAGACUUUGGUUAGAAAUGGCUGAGAGAGCUGCUCUUCUUGAAUCUUACCUGAAGUGUCACGUUUGUUCAGAGACUUUCAAUGAUCCUGUAACUCUGAGCUGCAACCACAACUUCUGUUGGAGCUGCCUGCAGAAGUUCUGGGAACAAACUCAGAACAAAAACUGUCCCAUCUGUAAAAGAAAAACUUCUAAAGAUCAUCCUGCUGUGAACCUUUGCCUGAAGGAACUUGCUGACUCGUUUGCUGGAAGACAGAAAUCUGAAUCAUCGGAGACAAAAACAGGAGAGCAGAAGUUCAUGGAGGUCUGCAGGAAACAUCCAGGAGAAUCCAAACUGUUCUGUAAAGACGAGCAGAGAGCUUUUUGUCCUUUCUGUGAGUUUUUUCAGCACCAGAGUCACAAAGUGGUUCCUGUAGAAGAAGCAGUCAGAGAGCUGAAGGAGGAGCUGAAAUCUGACUUAAAGUCUCUGCAGGACAAGAAGAUCAAAUACAAAACAAUGGAGAAAACAUACAAUCAGAUGAUUCAACACUCCAAGAAGCAGCUGCUGUCCACAGAGACACAGAUCAGAGCAGAGUUCAACAAGCUCCAGCAGUUCCUGAAGGAGGAAGAGGAGUCCAGACUGGCAGCUCUGAGGGAGGAAGAGGAGCAGAAGAGGAAGACUGUGAUGGGAGAGAUGAAGAGGAUCCAGGAGCAGAUGUCCUCUCUGUCAGAAAGUAUCAGUGCUGUUGAAGCAGAGCUGCAGAAAGACAAGGAGACGUUCCUCAGCAGUUGGAAAGACACUCAGAGCAGAGCCAGAGCCCAGAGCUCGCUGUCAGACCCACAGCUGCUCUCAGGAGCUCUGAUAGAUGUGGCCAAACAUGUGGGCAACCUGUCCUUCAGAGUCUGGGAGAAGAUGAAGGAGAAGGUCCACUUCAGUCCGGUCCUACUGGACCCAAACACUGCAAGCAGAUAUCUUUAUCUGUCUGAUGAUCUGACCAGUGUGAGAUUUGGAGAAACUUCUCAGCAGCUUCCUAACAAUCCAGAGAGAAACAUGUAUUUUGUUUCUGUUUUUGGCUCUGAGGGAUUCAGAUCAGGGAAACACAGCUGGGAGGUGGAGGUGGGAGAUCAUCCUCACUGGAACAUUGGUGUGACUAAAGAGUCUGUUAAGAGGAAGGGAGAGAGUUCUAUUUCACCAAAAGAUGGAAUCUGGUGUUUAGAUCUUGAGAAUGGAGAAUACACAAACGGUGUUGGUCAGACUGUCACUGUGACCAAGAGUCUCCAGAAGAUCAGAGUCCAGCUGGACUAUGACAGGGGGGAGGUGUCCUUCUACAACCCUGAAGACGUGACUCACAUCUACACUUACAAAGACACUUUCACUGAGAAACUUUACCCGUAUUUCAAUGUUGGAGAAUCUGGAGAAGCAAAAACCUCUAAACUCCAAAUCUGUCCGACUGAUUGAGAUGAUUUAACUCUUUGGUCAUUGAAAAAUAAAAAUUGAUCAAACCA